AUGGUUGGAAUAAAACCCACAGACCUGGCACCAACAACGGCUGUCAAGUUUGUUGGUGCAGGCACAGCAGCCUGCAUCGCUGACCUUGUAACCUUCCCCUUGGAUACGGCCAAAGUCAGACUACAGGUGAGGGGCAUGGAUGGAUGAGAGGCUAGGUGGCCUUGAUUCAAAUUGAUCAUUAGAUCUGCACAAAUCAGUUAAAAUGUAGAGAAAGCGCAAGCAGUGGUGAACAUACCCCAGUCAGGUGUCAGCAAUCCUACUUUGUAUUCCAGAUUCAAGGGGAGGCUCAGUUGGGGCAUGGGGCACAGGCUGUGAGGUAUCGGGGUGUGUUUGGUACCAUCACCACCAUGGUGCGUACGGAGGGGGCCAGGAGCCUCUACAACGGGCUGGUGGCAGGGCUCCAGAGACAGAUGAGCUUCGCCUCCGUCCGUAUCGGCCUCUAUGACUCCAUGAAGCAGUUCUACACUCGUGGCUCUGACAGUAAGUUUUACAACCCCUAUAUAACCUUAUAACCUCACUUGUGCUGACCUCUAUCUUAUACACUUAAUUUAUUGGGGACCCAUAACUAACUGUGCACACCUCUCUUCAGGUGCUAGCAUCGUUACUCGGCUCAUGGCAGGCUGCACCACCGGAGCAAUGGCUGUGAUGUUUGCUCAGCCCACAGACGUGGUCAAGGUGCGUUUCCAGGCUCAAGUACGUCUGGCUGACGGGGUGAAGAGAUACAACGGCACUAUGGACGCCUAUCGGACCAUCGCCCGAGAUGAAGGGGUGCGGGGCCUUUGGAAAGGUCGGUAGCGAUCUCACAGUCAGGAAGGAAAAAUGCCUGUCCUGAAAAUAUUACAGCAACUGAGAACAAAACUAACUUAAAUCUAUGUUCCUCUGUUCCAGGCUGCAUGCCGAAUAUAACGCGCAAUGCCAUUGUGAAUUGUUGUGAGUUGGUCACCUACGACAUCAUCAAGGAACUCAUACUGAAGUACGACCUAAUGACAGGUAAGGUUACUGUCUAGUUUUGACCUAGAACUGUAUUACAUAACAUAUUAAUGUAGCUAUGUAAUGUCAAUGUAAUGUAUGUUUGAUAUUUCUCCUCCAGAUAACCUUCCAUGCCACUUCACGGCUGCACUCGGUGCAGGGUUCUGUACCACCAUUGUCGCAUCACCAGUAGAUGUGGUCAAGACCAGAUUCAUGAACUCCACGUCAGGCCAGUACGGCAGUGCAAUGAACUGUGCCUACACUAUGCUGACUAAGGAGGGGCCAACAGCCUUCUACAAGGGGUAAGAGUUUGAUCAUUAAGGCUUGCUAGAAAACAUUUUGAAUGACAUUAUCCUAGAUUAGAAUGGAAACCCGCUGCUAAACUGUGUACGUGACUAAUAAACUUUGACUUGAAAACACCUGUCUGCUACGCAGCUAUAAUAGCAUCUUCUUUCCUCUCUCUCACAGGUUUGUGCCCUCCUUCCUGCGACUGGGGUCCUGGAACAUUGUGAUGUUUGUGUCUUAUGAGCAGAUCAAGAGGGCUAUGAUGAGAGCAAAGACCUCCUGGGAGUCACCAUUCUGA
This is a messenger RNA of Coregonus sp. 'balchen', 1552 nucleotides long. The record is from the annotation of a GenBank genome assembly. Lineage: Eukaryota; Metazoa; Chordata; Actinopteri; Salmoniformes; Salmonidae.